Molecule: messenger RNA, 2375 nt
Organism: Populus trichocarpa (black cottonwood)
Lineage: Eukaryota; Viridiplantae; Streptophyta; Magnoliopsida; Malpighiales; Salicaceae
Product: amino acid transporter AVT6A
Exons: 6
Coding region: 674-2056 (460 amino acids)
Biological process (GO): amino acid transmembrane transport
Molecular function (GO): amino acid transmembrane transporter activity
Source: RefSeq, a predicted model, not a curated record
AAAUGGGUGUAUUUCUUCAUUACCACAGACAAGACCGUGCAUACAUACGACAAGCUCUCUUUCUUCUGAUUGAUUAUUUCGUUCCUUUAUAAAUCAAAGACGAGACAUCAAGCAUGACAUCUAUCUCUUUGUAAAAACUCAACAGCCCUUUUAUCUUCUUACAUUUGGCUCCUUUGUUUCCGUCAAAUUCUUGAUUUUUAAAUCCCUCAAUCUUGAUUUCUUUCUCUUCUGGGUCUUCAAGAGUUGUUGCUUUGCCUCUGUAAAUUGAUUGGUUUGGUAUUUAUAUAUGGUCACUUCUGGGAUUUUUGUUUUAAUAACUAAGAUCCUAGCUUUUGAUGACUGUGAAUAUUUAGUUGUUUUUAUAGCUUAAAAAUUCGAGGUUUUGUUAUCUGGGUUGUUUUGUAAUUGGUUUAGUAUCGUUUCCGAGGGAUACAAAAUAUUUCUGAAAGGUUUUUAAAGCUGGGCUUUGCAAAUUGUACUGUUGAGGGCUAUUGGGUUUUAUAGUUGAUCCUGAUAAGCUCAUUUGAAAUCCGAAGCACUGAGUUCCUAUUUGGAUUUCUACAAAAGUACACAGAUAUCCUUGUAGCAGACAGUAGGAGGGUAAUCUGCUUUGUAGAUUUUGUGUAAAGUUUGAAAAUUGUGAUUGGAGAAACCAGUUAAAGAUAAUAGAAAGAUGACAACUGGAAAUAUUGCUUCGAAGAAGGAGAGGAAAUCAAGGAGGAACAAGCCAGUAGAUGAGAAUGCUCCCUUAUUGCCUAAAAGGCAAGAGGAUGUUGGUUUUGAUGAGUUUAAUGGAGCUUCCUUUACUGGGGCUGUGUUCAAUUUAUCAACUACAAUAGUUGGUGCAGGAAUCAUGGCUUUGCCUGCCACCAUGAAAGUGUUAGGCCUUGUUCUUGGGGUUUCCUUGAUCAUCUUCAUGGCUUUCUUGGCAGAGGCUUCAAUUGAGAUGUUGCUAAGGUUUAGCAGGGCAGGGAAGUGUGCUUCUUAUGGGGGACUUAUGGGGGAUGCCUUUGGAAAGACUGGAAGGAUUAUGUUGCAAGUUGCUGUUUUAAUCAAUAACGUUGGUGUACUCAUUGUGUACAUGAUUAUUAUUGGUGAUGUGCUGUCUGGAACAUCUUCAAGUGGAUCCCACCAUGCAGGUGUUCUUGAAGGUUGGUUCGGAGAACACUGGUGGAAUGCGCGAACCUUUGUUCUUCUUGUCACAACACUUUUUGUAUUUUCUCCACUGGCUUGCUUUAAGCGAAUUGAUUCUUUAAGUUAUACAUCUGCCUUAUCAGUCGCGCUAGCAGUUGUAUUUCUUAUCAUCACUGUGGGGAUCACAAUUGUCAAGUUGAUAAAUGGAAGUAUAGCAAUGCCCAGAUUGAUGCCCGAUGUAACAGACAUGACAUCCUUCUGGAAACUCUUCACUACAGUCCCUGUUCUUGUCACUGCAUAUAUCUGCCAUUACAAUGUUCACAGCAUAGAUAAUGAACUUGAAGACUCUACUCAGAUAAAACCAGUUGUGCGAACAGCACUUGCCUUAUGCUCAUCUGUGUACAUGAUGACAAGCAUCUUUGGGUUCCUUCUAUUUGGCGAUGCAACUCUUGAUGAUGUGCUUGCCAACUUUGACACCAACCUUGGCAUUCCUUACAGUUCUCUGCUUAAUGAUGCUGUUCGUGUUAGUUAUGCUGCUCAUCUUAUGCUAGUAUUUCCAAUUGUCUUCUUUCCAUUAAGACUCAACUUGGAUGGCCUCCUCUUUCCCUCAGCUCAACCUUUUCAUCAGGCAAACACGAGGUUUGCAUUAGUCACCAUUGGGCUUAUUGCUUUAAUCUUCUUGGGUGCAAAUUGCAUUCCAAGCAUCUGGGAUGCUUUCCAAUUCACUGGAGCAACUGCUGCAGUUUGCCUUGGUUUCAUUUUUCCUGCUUCCAUCACUCUCAGGGAUCGCCACAAUAUAGCAUCAAAGAGAGACAAGAUCUUAUGUAUUUUUAUGAUUGCGCUUGCCGUCUUCUCCAAUGGGGUGGCCAUAUACAGUGAUGCCUAUGCCUUGAUAAAAAAGAACCCGUCGCCUCGUGAAUGAGCUGCCUUGCUGCUAUUCAACGUUGGUGAAUGGACUCGAAUAGAUAUAUUUUUCCAUGUAAGAUGCCUGAUUGGCCGAAAAAUCCUUUUCGGUCCCAAGUUGAAAGUGCAAGUCCUAUAGCAAGAUGCAACUUAGAACUUUAAUAAGAACACUAGAAAUCGAUGUAUAAAAUCAAUUUGCUAGAGUAUGUGAGGUCCAUCCUCGUAGACCCCCAAUUAUGUGUUUUAGUGUGCUGCUUUGUGCUUGAAUUUGCUAUGUUGAUGAGAGUGAAACUGUAGAAAUAAAGACACAUAAUAUAUAUUAUAUGAAUUUGCUUUCA